Gryllus bimaculatus (two-spotted cricket) is the source of this 510-nucleotide messenger RNA. The record is from the annotation of a GenBank genome assembly. Lineage: Eukaryota; Metazoa; Arthropoda; Insecta; Orthoptera; Gryllidae.
AAUUGGGCAUCAAAGCAACAGAGUUUCUUAUCAGGACAUACUGAUGCCAUAUCUGCGUUAGCAAUUUCUCCCAAUGGGAAAUAUGUUGCAGCUGGCCAAGUGAACUAUAUGGGCUUUAAGUCUAUACUUCUCGUGUGGAAUUUUGAGACCCAUGAGGUAAUAGCAAGACAUGAAUUUCACAAAGUAAGAACAGAAUCAAUUACAUUUUCACUCAACAGCAGAUAUGUCAUCUCACUAGGUGGCAGAGAUGACAGUAACGUUGCUAUUUGGGAUGUGGAAGAAAAUCAUAUGGUUGGUGGAAAUUCUGCCAGCCCUGGAACAGGUGGAGAUGCUUUAAUCCUUUGUCAUUGCAACAAAAGAGAACUCUGCUUUGUUUCUGGUGGAGAUAACACAUUACGACUUUGGAGAUUUGUUCCAACUCACAAUGUGGUUUGUGGGGUGGAUGUUAAAAUUGGCAAAUUAAGAAGGAUAAUAACUUGUCUUGCUGUAUGUUAUUUCAGUUAUAGUUGA